UUGACCAUGGACUCUUCAAAACUUUUCCAAGGCCUGGAUGCCUUGCCCAUCGACCAACAGCGUAUCCUCUCUCGAUUUGGUCGGGGGCCGAGGGUGCUGGUUCCACACUCUACAGUACACCAAGCGUUCGAAAGCGCUGUAGAUACUGAACCUUCAGCAAUUGCUGCCACUUUUGGGGCAAAGUCAAUUACCUAUGGCGAGCUUGAUACUGCCGCAAAUCGACUCUCAAAUCACCUGAUUGACUCAGGAUUGCAGCCGAGACAGCGGGUCUGUGUCGUCGUGCAAAGAUCAAUCGAGAUGCUGGUGGGUAUCUUCGCCGUUCUGAAGGCGGGAUGCCAGUACGUCCCCGUGGACGGCGGUGUUGCCUCGGACGAGGCAAUUCGUCACAUCAUGACAGACACUGGAUGUCAAUUUGUCUUGUGCUUGCCAAAGUUUGAAGAGAAGGUUAAGCGGCUGGCCGUUUCUGAGGUAGUGGUUGUACCGCUAGGAACCAAUGUUGAUGUUCUUGCAUCAAAGUCCAGGCCGCAAGUCAGUGUCACGGCGGCAGAUGGCAUAUACGCCAUCUACACUUCAGGCAGCACAGGAAAACCAAAAGGGGUUGAUGUUUCACACGGCAAUGUCACCAACGCGUUGCUCCUCCGACCCGCCAAUCUCGGUAUUUACUUCGGCACCAAAGUUGGUCAAUUCUUGAACGUGGCUUUCGACAUGGGCGCAUGGGAGAUACUCGCUUGUCUCAUGAACGGAGGCACGCUUUGCAUCCGAGGCUCAGAUUGGACCGAAACAUUGGCGAAAGUCGACGUCUUCAUUGCCACUCCUUCAAUUCUUGCCAAAUUCCGUCGCAAUGACUUUCCCAACAUCAAGACCGUCGUCACUGGCGGAGAACCUUGCCCUCAAAGUCUCGCCGACGAGUGGGCAAACAAUACCCUCUACUAUAAUAUUUGCGGUCCCACAGAAAUUACGAUUCUCAACUCGGCACACCAGCAUGUCCCAGGACAGACUCUGUCAAUAGGAAAGCCUCUUCCCAACACAACCGUUUACAUCUUGGAUGAAAACGAGAACCCUGUGCCCAUGGGCGAGCAAGGUUCCAUGUGGGUCGGCGGAUCUGGGGUUACGCGGGGUUAUAUCAAUCUGCCAGAACUUACGGCGAAGCGGUAUAAACUUGAUAAGUUCGCAAAUGAUGGUUCGUUGAUGUUCAACACCGGCGACAUUGUUCGAUGGCAAGAGGGCGGCUCGCUUGAUACCCUUGGACGACAAGAUGAUCAGGUCAAGAUCAAGGGUUUCCGAGUCGAACUUGACGGAAUUUCGGCCAUCAUUGAGAAAUUCCCGGGUAUCAGCAGAGGGUGCGCAACUCUCAUCGACAACAAACUCCACGGUUUCUACAUCUCCGAGAUCUUCAUUGACCAAAUCGACCUGGAUUCGUUUGUCAAGAAGCACUUGCCUUACUACUCUGUUCCCGAAGUUUGGGUUUACGUUUCAGCUAUACCCCUCACGCCUAACGGCAAAACAGACAAGGCCGAACUGAAAAGACUUGCUCUCCGUGCAUCGAAAGCGACCUCGCCGCCCCCAUCGCCAAGAAGGCCUACUUCUUCCUUCAGCUCCAAGGAACUUUACCGCCCAGCCACCAUCGCCAGCACACUGGUGGCCAGCGAGAAGGGAGACAAAGAUUUGGAGAAAUGCAUUACCUCCUCCGAAACGGUCGUCUCCAGCAACCUGUCAAAUUUCAAUGUGUCUUCCUCGGAUAUCGGCGAGACUGCACUACCAGAUACGUUGCCAGGCAAGAACGGAUCGCGCCCUGGGAGGUGGCUUCGACACAAGGCCUUCAUCUUGUACCGGAAAUUUUUCUCCGUCAUCCUUCUUGUCAAUGUGGCCGUCGCUUGCUACAUUCUCUGGCGACGAUACGAAAAGAACCGUUACAUCGUCGCCGACAUCGCCACCGCCACAGCUGCCAACCUCUGCGUCGCAGUACUCGUGCGUUCUGAACCAGUCGUCAACGUCCUUUUCACUGUAUGCUGUUCGCUACCAACAUCAUGGCCUUUAGCAAUCAGACGGCACUGCGCGAGAGUGUUCCAUAUAGGUGGAAUCCACAGCGGAUGCGCAAUUGCGUCAGUCAUGUGGUUCACCGUCUUCACAGUGGCCGCAAGUCUCGAAAUGAUCAAGCCCCCAGAAGCCCGAUGCGUGUCACUCACAGGAGCCAUACUAACCUACCUCAUCUGGCCCAUCCUCGUUUCCAUCGCCGGUCUCUCACACCCAACCAUCCGCCUCAAACACCACGACCUAUGGGAAAUGACCCACCGCUUCGGCGGCUGGACAGCUCUCAUCCUUCUCUGGGCACAGGCCUUCAUUGUGGGCAGGGACCUCGCAUUCGACACCCCCGUAACAAAAGCAUGGCUCCAAUCCCCACCCAUCUGGCUCCUAAGCGCCGCAACGGCCGCCAUCAUCUUCCCAUGGCUGCACCUCCGCAAGGUCCCCGUCCGUUCCGAAGUCCUCUCAUCCCACGCCGUGCGUCUCUGGUUCGAUUACACCACCCCCGUCGUAGGCACUUCAGUGCGACUUGCGGAGCGCCCCCUCCGCGACUGGCACGGCUUCGCCACCAUCACGAACCCAGACGGCAAAGGCUUUUCCCUGGUGGUCAGCAACGCCGGAGACUUCACCAAACGCCAGAUCAACCGCGCCCCCUCGCACAUCUACGUCCGCGGCAUCCCCGCCUGCGGCGUGCUCCGCAUCGCGACCCUCUUCAAGUCCGUCGUCCUCGUCGCAACGGGCUCGGGUAUCGGACCCUGUCUCGCCGUCAUCCUCGCGAAGAAGACUCCCUGUCGUAUUCUAUGGACGGCACCUAACCCUGAGCAGACUUUUGGCAAAGAGCUCGUGGAUAGCGUGUUGAAUACCGAUCCUAAGGCUGUCAUUCACAAUACCCGCACUCAGGGGAAACCGGAUAUGCCGCUCAUGGCGUAUAAGCUGUGGAAGGAGUCUGGCGCAGAGGCCGUGUGCGUUAUCAGCAAUAAGAGGUUCACGCAGCAGGUUGUGUAUGCCAUGGAGACGCGGGGGAUUCCUGCAUACGGGGCUAUCUUUGACUCGUAG
Messenger RNA from Periconia digitata, 3078 nucleotides. Lineage: Eukaryota; Fungi; Ascomycota; Dothideomycetes; Pleosporales; Periconiaceae. The record is from the annotation of a GenBank genome assembly.